Molecule: messenger RNA, 1440 nt
Organism: Poecilia reticulata (guppy)
Lineage: Eukaryota; Metazoa; Chordata; Actinopteri; Cyprinodontiformes; Poeciliidae
Gene: hnrnpa1b
Product: heterogeneous nuclear ribonucleoprotein A1b
Biological process (GO): mRNA splicing, via spliceosome
Cellular component (GO): catalytic step 2 spliceosome
Molecular function (GO): mRNA 3'-UTR binding
Source: RefSeq, a predicted model, not a curated record
UUUAUUGUACUAUCCAGGAGGAGUCGGAUCUCGCCUGACGCAGAUUUCUGCUCUGCGGUUGUUUUACGAGGACUCUUCAAGGAUAAACCUGCAAGAUGUCAAAAGACGUCCCACGUGAGCCGGAGCAGCUCCGCAAGCUGUUCAUUGGAGGCCUGAGCUUUGAGACGACAGAUGAGAGCCUGCGGGCUCAUUUUGAACAAUGGGGCUCCCUUACAGACUGUGUGGUCAUGAGAGACCCCAACAGCAAGAGGUCCAGGGGUUUCGGCUUUGUUACAUAUUCGUCAGUGCAGGAAGUUGAUGCUGCCAUGUCUGCCCGUCCCCACAAAGUGGACGGAAGGGUCGUGGAGCCUAAGCGUGCAGUUUCUAGAGAGGACUCAAACCGUCCAGGUGCUCAUGUAACGGUCAAGAAAAUCUUUGUGGGAGGCAUCAAAGAAGACACAGAGGAGUCGCACCUUAGGGAUUACUUCCAGCAGUUCGGCAAAAUCGAGGUCAUUGAUAUCAUGACCGACCGCAACACUGGAAAGAAGAGGGGUUUUGCUUUUGUCACAUUUGAUGACCAUGAUUCAGUGGAUAGGAUUGUCAUUCAAAAAUAUCACACAAUCAACUCUCACAACUGCGAAGUGAGGAAGGCCCUCACCAAGCAGGAAAUGCAGAGUGUUGGAAUGGGAAUGAGAGGAGGGCGUAACAGCGGGGGGAGGCCAUACGAUUAUGACAGAGGCUUCAACCAGGGAGGUAGGGGCAGAUAUGGAGAUGGUCCUAAUAACUGGAAUGAUGGUGGUUACGGAGGCGGUCCUGGUGGUCCUGGCGGCUAUAACAACGGCGGCAACAGGGGUUAUAACCAGGGCUAUAACCAGGGUGGUGGUGGUGGUGGAGGUGGCGGCGGAGGCUACGGUGGAAACAGUUAUGACAGCAACGGUUAUGGCAACUGUGGAGGAGGAGGAGGUGGCGGCGGUGGGAGUAACUACAACAACAUGGGCCAUUACGACCCCCAGGCCUCUAACUUUGGCCCAAUGAAGAACAACUUUGGUGGCGGCGGCGGUGGUGGUGGCGGCAGGAGCUUUGGAGGCUACGGAGGUGGCUCUAACAAUCCCGGUGGCUACGGCCGCCCAGGACGAUUCUAGAAUAAGUGGACUGAGUACUUAGGAGAGGAGAGCAAGGAGAGGAGAGCAAGCGAAGUGACAGGGCAGCUGCAGGUUUACCUCCUAAAUCUGCUCAGCCAAACAGUUGUGGCAGGUUACAGCUGCUACAAGAAGAGAUGUACAGUAGAUAAAUCAUGGAGGGCCUUCAAUUAAACUUUUGUGUCUUCUGUUUUUUUCUUUCAUCAAAAUGUGUUUUAUAAAAAAACAUUCCAAUGAGGGUUUUAUGUUUAUCUUUAAGUCUGGCUUUUAUUUGUAACUGCAUCAAAUCAAUCUGAAAUAAAACACCUUUCAGUUUUUUUAA